AUGUCAGAGUACAGUCGGACAUAUGAAGGAUACAAACGCAGCAUGUCAGAGUACAGUCGGACAUAUGAAGGAUACAGACGCAGCAUGUCAGAGUACAGUCGGACACAUGAAGCUCCGUACAGGUUACUACAGACUGACCUGGAGCUGUGUUUAACUCUGUACAGGUUACUACAGACUGACCUGGAGCUGUGUUUAACUCUGUACAGGUUACUACAGACUGACCUGGAGCUGUGUUUAACUCUGUACAGGUUACUACAGACUGACCUGGAGCUGUGUUUAACUCUGUACAGGUUACUACAGACUGACCUGGAGCUGUGUUUAACUCUGUACAGGUUACUACAGACUGACCUGGAGCUGUGUUUAACUCUGUACAGGUUACUACAGACUGACCUGGAGCUGUGUUUAACUCCGUACAGGUUACUACAGACUGACCUGGAGCUGUGUUUAGCUCCGUACAGGUUACUACAGACUGACCUGGAGCUGUGUUUAACUCUGUACAGGUUACUACAGACUGACCUGGAGCUGUGUUUAACUCUGUACAGGUUACUACAGACUGACCUGGAGCUGUGUUUAACUCUGUACAGGUUACUACAGACUGACCUGGGAGGGCAGACCUGGCAGAGGGGCAGGUUUUGGAAAAUGUCUGAGAUGAGUUUUUUUAAACUGUGA
This is a messenger RNA of Knipowitschia caucasica, 669 nucleotides long. The record is from the annotation of a GenBank genome assembly. Lineage: Eukaryota; Metazoa; Chordata; Actinopteri; Gobiiformes; Gobiidae.